Molecule: messenger RNA, 1248 nt
Organism: Maudiozyma saulgeensis
Lineage: Eukaryota; Fungi; Ascomycota; Saccharomycetes; Saccharomycetales; Saccharomycetaceae
Source: the annotation of a GenBank genome assembly
AUGGAAAUUAUAGACGACCCUCCUAAGGAAUCAGGUAUUCCAAUUGAUUUACAAGAAAGAUAUGGACGUUGGAAGAAAAACACGAAACUGCUAUAUGAUUAUUUAAACACCAAUACUUCAAAAUGGCCCUCACUUACAUGCGAGUUCUUUCCAGAUUUAGAUACAACUACUGAUACACAUAGAAUUUUAUUAUCGUCAUUUACCUCAUCUCAAUUACCAGACGAUGAAGCAAUAUAUAUUUCCACAAUCUCAACAUCAAAACAUUUGAAUUGGGCUUCAUUGAAUAAUUUUGAUAUAGAUACAAUGGAAUUUAAACCUGAUAACUCAACUAAAUUUCCUUCUAAAAAUAUGACUACUGAUAUCAUUAUAAAGUUCCCAAAUGGCGAUUGUAACAGCGCAACUUUCCUACCCCAAAAUCCAGAUGUGAUCGCUGGUGCUUCGUCAGAUGGUUCCAUAUAUAUAUUCAAUAGGACGAAACAUGGGAGUCGUAAACUGAGACAAGUACAGGAUUCGCAGGUACCAUAUGAAGCACGUUUUGAUUCUUCCGGUAACAUAAUGGAUGAUAUUCUAGAACCUAAUGAAGUACUUUCUAUUGAUUGGAACAAACAAAAAGAAGGAGAACUUCUAUCAUCUUAUUCUAAUGGUGAUAUAAAAGUAUGGGAUAUAAAAUCAUAUACAACAAAGAAUCCUGAUAUUUCCGAUACAGUCUUAAAUUUUAAUUUUGAUGCUAUGGGUACCAAUUGUGUAACAUGGAUGCCAUCUCAUGAAUCUCUUUUUGCUGCAGCAGGUGAGAGUAAUAUAAUGUCGUUGAUGGAUACCAGGAAGAAAGAUUUUGAAGUGAAUAAAAUAGAUAUGAAACACCAUUCUGGAGGGAUCAAUGCCUGCAGGUUUAAUGUAUUCAGUAGCAUGCUACUAGCUAGUGCGGACGGAAAUGGGCACGUCAAUAUUUGGGAUAUAAGACAAUUAAAUACAGAACCAAUCACAACGUUUGAACACGGCUCAUCUAUUUCUGCAAUUGAAUGGAAUCCAAAUCUUGACACAAUAUUAGCUACUGCAGGUCAAGAGGAUGGCCUCGUUAAGAUAUGGGAUUCUUCAAAUAAUGAACCUAUAUUUGUUCAUGGAGGUCAUAUGCUUGGUGUUAACGAUAUAUCGUGGAAUGCACAUGACCCCUGGCUAAUGUGUAGCGUUGCAAAUGAUAACACAACUCACAUAUGGAAACCUGCGCGUAGUAUAGUAGAUGAUGCAUAA